Helianthus annuus (common sunflower) is the source of this 953-nucleotide messenger RNA. RefSeq names its product glutathione S-transferase U19. Gene Ontology annotation, biological process: glutathione metabolic process. Lineage: Eukaryota; Viridiplantae; Streptophyta; Magnoliopsida; Asterales; Asteraceae. Gene Ontology annotation, cellular component: cytoplasm. The coding region runs from base 76 to 750 and encodes 224 amino acids. The record is from RefSeq and is a predicted model, not a curated record. Gene Ontology annotation, molecular function: glutathione transferase activity. The transcript has 2 exons.
UUGUGGCGUCCAAUUUGAUUAUUAAAAAUCUUAGAAAGGGAUUUUACUCGACUCUCAAGAAACCAAAUUUGAUCAAUGCCGGCAAUUGAAGAUUCAGGGGUCGUUGUGCUAGGAUGGUGGGUAAGCAUGUUCACUACUAGGGUACGGAUUGCUUUGGCAGAAAAAGGCAUCAGCUAUGAAUACCUAGAAGAAGACAUACCAAACAAAAGUCCUCUCCUUCUCAAGCACAACCCCAUUUAUAAGAAGGUCCCAGUUCUGAUUCACAAAGGCAAACCCAUCUGUGAAUCCUUAAUCAUUGUCCAAUACAUCCAUGAAACAUGGAAAGAAGGAUACCCUUUGUUACCUUCUGAUCCUUACCUCAAAUCUCAAGCUGCUUUCUGGGCUGAUUACAUCGAUAAGCAUAUUUAUCAAGUUGUGAAGUUAACUUGGGAUUCAAAAGGUGAAGAGAUGCAGAAAAGAGUUGAAGAAUUUCUGGGUUACCUCAAGGUGUUGGAAAGGGAACUCGGUGAGAAGCCAUAUUUCAAUGGUGAGUCCUUUGGAUUUGUUGAUAUGGCACUUAUAUGCUACUACAGUCAUAUUAUUGCAUUUGGGAAGAUAGGCAAUUUCAGUGUUGAGAAAGAUACUCCAAAGUUGUUUGCUUGGGCUACACAAUGCUUGAAAAGGGAGAGUGUUUCCAAGACUCUUGCUGAUCCAAACAAGAUUUACGAGUUGCUUAUCGAGAUUAGAAAGAAAAAUGGUCUAGAAGAUUGAUCAGUUUCAUUAACAUUUUGUCAUUUUGAACAUCUCCUUCGAUUCUUGUUGGUAAUUUUGUAUCUGAUCCUGUUCGUGUUUGUUGAAAUAUGGUGUGUUGUAGACUAUACUUAAAUAUGUGACUUUUAAUCUUUAAUCUACUGUUUGUAUAUACUUUGUAAUGUAAUAUAACAUGUGAUGGCAUUAGUCGUGCCUAUUAGUCA